UUUACGCUUAAUAAUCGAAAGAUUACUGUGGAAGAAAAUUCACACUACUACUAAGAGCUUGAGUUUAUAAUGGUUGUAGCAAUGGAUAAAUUUACCGUACAGUGUUCUUUGGUGGGAGAUGGAAUGGUGGGGAAAUCUUCCCUCGCUAAAGCCAUCACCGGACAAGGUCUGGACGAUGGAUAUAUCGCCACAACUGAGGAGAGCUUUACUGCUUCCAUGUCAGUGGCAGGCGACAAAUAUUCUCUCAGCAUCCUGGAUUUAUCUGGACAGCAUGACUUUGAGAAAGUCAGAACACAGGAGUACAGAAGCAAUGACAUUUUUGUUGUCUGCUUCAGCACAGUUGAUCGGGAGUCCUUGGAAAAUGUGAAAGAUUUUUGGAUCCCCGAAAUCCGCCAGAUCGACAGAAAACGUCCUAUGGUUUUGGUGGCAACUCAAACCGACCUCAGGAAGGAGAACUCUAGCCAUGUAUCUAAAGAAGAAGGUGAAAAUCUUGCCAAGCAGAUUGGGGCCUUUAGUUAUCUGGAGUGCUCAGCAAUGCAGAAAACUGGCGUCAAAGACAUUUUCGAACAAGUCGUGAUGGCAACCCUUAAGUGCAGAAAACGCCGAUCCAGCUUAAUCAAGCGAGUGUUCAGCCGAUGAAGAUCCUACUGCAGCAGUGCUUGGAUUUAACUUUAUUAUGAUUACCCCGAUCAUAAGAAUUCUCAGUGUCCAAAAACCCGUCAUGGACUGGCGAGAACUUUCGGACCCUCAAGUGGGAACUCAUGAUUCGAAAUAGCUGGUCGUGACUGAGGAUACUAUCAAUUUAUAUUGAGUCGCCAUCAUCAGCUCAAAAAUACGACGUUCUUGAACAGAAUAUUCAAAAAAGACAUUUUGCUUUCGCAGAAGUCAACAUCAGCAAUUUAACAAUAAUUCUAAAGACGUUGUUUUUUUGCAAGUCAAAAACUGUGCCUUUUCAUUAAAGAACAUUGAGACAAUGUUUUCGUCAUAACAAAGGUACAUCCUCAUCGAACAGUACAGGGCGUAUAACGUGUUCCCUUUCACCAAACCAUUUAAUGGAUCUGAACUUUCCUGAAGCGAUAAUUCACCUUCCAGCUAUAGUACCUUCUUUGAUGAAGCCCAUCAGGUGUAAAAUAAUAUUCCAUCAUCAUGAUUUUCUUUUUAAGUGGCAUGACUUUACAAUAUGUGAGACCCUGACACUAUUUGAUUUAUUGCAAUAAUGAUCUAUUAAUGUAAAAUUGUCUCUGCAAUUUAACAUUUGUAAAGAUAUUAUCAUGCUAUUCGAAGAAUAAAUGCAUAAAAAAGUA
Saccostrea cuccullata (small rock oyster) is the source of this 1304-nucleotide messenger RNA. RefSeq names its product cdc42 homolog. Gene Ontology annotation, biological process: small GTPase-mediated signal transduction. The transcript is spliced from 2 exons. The record is from RefSeq and is a predicted model, not a curated record. Bases 70 to 639 code for a protein of 189 amino acids. Gene Ontology annotation, molecular function: GTP binding; GTPase activity. Lineage: Eukaryota; Metazoa; Mollusca; Bivalvia; Ostreida; Ostreidae.